AGAAUAAUGAAAAAAGUCGCCAACUUUGACAGAAGACAAAAUCAUGACAGAAUGCAAUGCAAUGACAUUCCGUUCCGAUGUCUCCGAUGAGGCUGAUUGUUUGUCUGAUUGAAAUUGUGUCAAAAACCUAGAAGUGUAUGGUAAAUUUAUAAAUUUUGUUUUUAUAAAUAUAAUGUUGAAACGACAAUUAGACGUGACCCGAUGGUAAAUACAAAAUAUGGCUGCGACUCCGCCUUGAAAGAAUAAUAACAGUAAAAACAGAUUUUAACGAGUACCUACGUAGAAAUAAAUUUGCAUCAACAUGGAUAUAAAUCAGCUUGUCAGCAAAAAUCAGUCCAUUAAGAUAGUUCCGUCGAUAGAAGAAACUCUACAAAACCAAGGACUUGAUGUAGAUUUGGACGAUAUUACAAUAUUAUGGUUGCGUCAAUUGAAAGAAACUUGGAAAACGUGGAAGAGGAGUCCUACCAUUGAGCACCAUAUCGAAUUAUUUUUCAACUCCAGGGCCGAUGCUUUUCGCGUAGCCCUGGUCUUCGUAAUAAAAUGCGAAGAUUCAAAAGAUUGUAAGACAAAAACAUUACCCUAUUUUAUUAUUGAGAUUUUACAUAAAUGGUCAAGAGCAGACAAUUUAGUACCUGAGGACUGUCUAAAACUGCCUGCAUUUCACAUAGCCAUCAGGCAAAGGAACCAGAGCUUUCUGAGUCUUAUGGCUAAAACAUAUCAAUUAUCAACCAUGAAAGAAACCAUUUUGCCAAUUGUAAGGUCAAUGAUCACAAAUGAUAAUUGCAAGCAAGCAUGUCAAGUUGUCAUAGCACUUGAAUUAUUUGACGAUAUAUCAGUACAAGAAUUACUAUUCCCAUUGAUUCUGCAAGACAAAUCCAAUAUUAUUGAUGAAUAUCUUUCAGAGUGCCCUGCUCAAGUUGCACCACUUCUUCAAUUUUUGGAUAUGCUACUUGACAAAAAUUUUAGCAUUCGUGAAUAUGUUCAAAAUUAUAUUGAAGAACAUAACAUUUGUAACAUCAAAUAUGAUAAAAUACACUAUAAGCCAUUGGGCAAGUUGGUGGCAAGAUUGUGCAAUAAAUUCAAGGUUCCAAUUGAAACUUGCAAAAAUCUUAGUAAAAAUCGAACAACUGGAGGUCUGAGGUAUUUAAUUCACCAAAAAUAUGAAGAAAAUAAUUUAAGCACAGCGGUCUGGGAUGAUUUAAUCAAAGAUUCACUUCGACAGAACACUGACUCAGCACACGAGUUCAUUGAUAUGCUUGUGGCAUAUGACAAGAAUGAAGCUCUUAAAUGGGCAUCAUAUUUGAACUUACAAGAGAAUCUGUUGCCAGCUGUCUUAAGGGAAAUGACUAUUCAAAGUGAUGAGGCAGAACCUGAGAACUGGGACACAGAUGUCAAGAGUGAGACUACUCAUCAGGAGUAUUAUAAGUUUACUUUGCCUCUAGAGCAAAUCAUUAUGAUAGAUACAGCGGAAAAGUUUUACGACCUGAUGGUGAACGAUUUAGCAGGAUGUAGUCUAGUAAGUAUUGAUUGUGAAUGGAAACCAUCAUUUGGUGCGAAACAAUCUCAAGUAGGGCUUAUCCAGAUAGCAACUGAUAGAAAUGUGUACCUUAUAGAUAGUAUCAUACUCAAUCAAAAGCAAUAUUCCAGCUUUUGGCACACUUUUUACAAAUCUCUCUUGGACAAUGCUGAAAUAGUCAAGAUCGGUUUUGGUCUUGAACAAGAUUUGAGGGAAAUGAAGGCAUCAAUUAUUGGUUUGAAUAACAUGAAGCUAAAAGGAGAAGGGCUGCUGGAUAUUUGUAUAUUAUGGAAGAACCUUAUAAGUUGCGGAUUAGUUUUGCCAAGCAACAGUGACAGUGCUGGCAACAGCCUGAGUUCUCUAGUCCAAUCAUGCUUUGGCUUGCCGCUUCAGAAAUCAGAGCAGUGCUCUAAUUGGGAAUUACGACCAUUGCGGGACACACAGAUCCAAUAUGCCGCUCUGGAUGCCCAUGUCCUAAUCCAGAUAUAUUAUUUCCUUCAGCAAAAAUGUUUGGAACAGAGAAUAGAUUUUGACGAAAUAUGCAAUGAAGUAACACUGGAAAGAAAGAAAAAGUGUUCAAAGAAAUUUAAAGUUGUAGAAAAAACUCAAAUUUUUGUUCCAUUAAAGUCAGUUAAUGAUGUAAAACUGUUCAUUGAACCUGAAUUGUCAAACUUAAUGACAUAUUUAAGGUAUUGUGGAAUAGACACUAUGCUGAUUCCACCUACUUUAUUAUGGCAUGAUGUUAUAAAUUUAGCUAUAAGUGAAGAUCGUUUGGUUGUUACAGCUAAGUAUAAGUGCACUCCUUUUGAGGAAUUUCCACAAAGCUGUAUAUUUGAUGCAGGUAAAGGUAGUGUUAAAGAGCAACUUCAAAUGCUCCUUACUAAUUGUAAUGUAGGCAUUAAGCAGAAUGAUAUACUUAGUCGUUGUUUGUUAUGUAAUGGCAAAACUUUGAAGAAUCUGGCAGUUGAUGAGGUAUAUAAAAUUUGUAAUGAGUAUCAAACUUCACAGGCUAUCCAAGUUAACAAUAAGGCAUAUGCCAAAGAUUAUGAUGAGGACGAAGAGUUUUAUGAUAGAUUUAAUAGUGAUUCCGAUUGUGAUGAAGAUUCCUUUCAACCAAUGCAUAAGCCGGUGCUGAAGGCAACUUGUCUCACUAGCAAGGGUGUGCCUGUUGAAAUAAGUAAUGUUGAACAACUUUCAUCCUCUGGAAAACCUGCAGUAUUGUGUGAGCUAUGUGGCAAGUUAUUUUGGGAUGAAGAUGAAUGUUUAAAACCUGUCAGUGAACUAGUUUUAAGCAUCACAAAACUCAGCAUCUGAGAAUAAAUUUACCAUGGUACAAAUUCAUAUUAAAAGCAAUACUGUUUUAAAGUAAAUUGUUUAAUCAAACAUUAAUAUAUUGCCUAUUAUAAUAUGUGUAUAUAACAUAUUUUAGAUAGUUAAUCAUUAUAUAUUAUACUUAAGUGUUAAAGCAUGAUUCAUGAAUAUUAAUCAAUUUAAAGUAGUAAGCUAAUGCCUAUCUAUGGUGAAUCUCAUAUUUGUUUGGUCCCAAAACAUUUGAUUAAGGAAAAAUGUACAUGUAAGUAUUGUAAGAUUGAUUGAAUGUAAUAUCAAAGAGGAUAUAAUAGGUUAGAGCGGUACUGUCAUAGUAAAUUUUGUAACCACAGUAAAUUCACUGCCAUCUAUCGACACACGAUUAAAACUAAAAAUGAGUAUGAGUAUAAAAAUACCAUAAAAUGUAUUUAUAUAUGGAUAAAUGAUUCUUUUUAUUUGCAUUAAUUAUUUAAUAUGAUUUUGACCCAUGUAUAUGCGUUAAAGUUGUUAAAUAACAAAUGAAACUGUCAGCGCCAUCUAUCCGAGAGUAGGCCAAAGGUAGUGGCGCCAUCAUCGAGAAUCAAAUCUUCUUGAUUUUCGAGGCACGUUUUUUUCCUUAGACUGUAUCCAUCUAUUACGGAGUUAUAUCUAUCUUUGGUAAUAUAAAGAGUCCUUUUAGGUAUAUCCAAAUGCGGUUUUGUAAAAAAAAUGGACAAUGUAUUGUUAAUUUAAAAAAAAUAAACAAUUAUGUACUUAUAUUUCAAGUCACCCUUUAUCAGACAAACCAUUUAGCUUAUAGGUGUAUAUUUGCAGGUCUGAAAAAUGAAUUCUCCAAGUAUGAUUUACAUAGAAUUUUCCUAUUUAGAAUCCAUCUUAUGGGCAUUCCACAAGAAUUUCGCUUCAAAAUGCCAUUCUUCUGAUACCUACUUUUAAAAAUGCUGAGAAAGCGAUAAUAACUAACUUAGAGAACUUAACUGACACUGUUACUAGAAAUAUUUAAUUACUUUGCUUGCAAAUUGACAGUAUAUCCUUGAGCUUUCCGCAUUUAAUUGAAAUGACAUACAAGGCACAAACAUUUAGCAAGCGACUUUUUCGUGGAAUGUCCCUUUACAAAGUAUACUUAAGCCACUUAUGAAAGCCGUAAGCAUUGUUGCCAAUGAGUUUUUCAGUUUUAGACAACUAUAACUAUCUAUAAAAUAAGCUAUUAAAUGAUAUGUUUAAGCAUAUUAAUAAAUGUUAAGUAAAAUGUAAUUCUUUGGUGUAACGUAACACUAAGCACAGGUAACUUGUUAAAAUAAUUGUUAUAUUUUAGUUUUACUUAUAUUAUUUCUUCGAGUCGGGAGUUGCGUAGCUUCACGUCACGGCGGUGAUGUUACAAAUUAAAUUAACAAAAUUAUAAGGUGCUAAAUCGUUUAGCCACUUUUGAAAAUGAGUUUAUUACUAAAAUAAAGGAGUCUUGGGGUUAACCCGUGAACGGAAUGUGAUCAAACUGCUAUUUGGAGUUUUUCGUCUCAUAUGCUUUUCCAAUUACCUUGAAGUCGUAAUAGUCGUAUAUAGUACCUACUUUCAUAACCAUUUAUUAUAUUUUAUGUUAAAAUUCAACUAGUUAAAACAGUUCCAAGAAACGUUUCGUUCGUUGACGAGUAAUCAAGGGUCGGUUGCACCAAACCGCAUGUCACCGUUAAAAACUUCGCAAAAAAUUAUUGUAUGGGAAGUUUCAUCAGAUCUCUGCUGCGUGACGUUGAUCAGCCUGUUAACUGUGGUUGGUACAACUGACCCUAUUUGAGUUCAUUGAAUCAACGACCACAACUAGUCUUAUGAUGAGUUGAAUAACGAACAUGCUUUUAAAUCAACUUUAAAUAUUUUCCUAUCGGAAUAACCCCAGUACACCUUACAAUACACUUUGCGUACCAAAAUCAGACAAACCAAACCUACGCAACCCUGACAUAUUAAUUAGACUCUAUUCUGUUUAGCGAUUUUAUUAACAUAGCAACAUAUUAAAUUGCUGCAUCGUAUUUUAAGGACAACAGUGUUCAUCUAGAUUUAUGUGAAGCAAAUUAAUGUACUUCUAGAAUGUUAACAUAUACAUACUGAAAAUAAAUCAAUGAUUUAAAUGUA
Cydia strobilella is the source of this 4942-nucleotide messenger RNA. It is a transcript of the gene Nbr, whose product is annotated as exonuclease mut-7 homolog. Lineage: Eukaryota; Metazoa; Arthropoda; Insecta; Lepidoptera; Tortricidae. Gene Ontology annotation, biological process: nucleobase-containing compound metabolic process. Bases 302 to 2830 code for a protein of 842 amino acids. The transcript has a single exon. The record is from RefSeq and is a predicted model, not a curated record. Gene Ontology annotation, molecular function: 3'-5' exonuclease activity; nucleic acid binding.